Chara braunii is the source of this 1866-nucleotide messenger RNA. The record is from the annotation of a GenBank genome assembly. Lineage: Eukaryota; Viridiplantae; Streptophyta; Charophyceae; Charales; Characeae.
CCGCAGUUACGGGAACUUCAACUUCAGCCCUUUGCUAUCGCCGAAGGUCACCCAGAUUUUGAUCGCCACACCACAUGCCAGGCCAACAUCUGGCGGCCUACUACGGAAGUAGUUCAGUUGCUACACCCAUGCACUGUUGAAAUACGAAUCAGACCCAAGUUCGAAUCCAGAUGCAAGCAAUCAGAUGCACAGAAUCAAAUAGAUUCUGAAUUACCUCGGGCCGGUCAGUUCAUCUAUUCUAUGAUAUCUCAACGACUCCAGCCCCGAGACUCCCGCCAACAACCAAGGUCCGACAAGCGCCGCUCGACAAGCUGUUAUUACAAUAGACAAGCCACCUGCGCGUCGUGGAGAACCCCUCACGUCUCUGGAGUCCGAUCGAUCGGGUAGCAGCCAUGAACAGAUGUCGACCGUCGGCUUUCAGCAUCGACGAUCACUGCAGUUCUUUUGAUCCCUGACAGUGAAAAGUGAAUUCUCGGUCUUCAUCGUUGAGGUCCGUCGACCAAAUCAAGUGGCAUCUCGAUCAAAUCUCGACCCUUAGAAGACGCUCUGUUCCGUGUUCCGUCCCGCCUGAUUAGCUAAAUCUGCGCUACUACGCUUAUCCGCUUGGUGGAGGAGGGUGCAACAGAAUUGCAAAAUUGAAUUGAACUGCGAUACUUAGUCAGGAUGGUGUAUUGCAGGCUGGACUCGCUCUUAUGUGCCAAGCGGACAGCGGAAUGUCUCCGCCAGGUGAUCUCCUCUCGUCUGAUGUCGGGAUCGGACCAGGGUUCAGAUCUGCUGGAGGCUGUCAAGACCGCCGGGACAAAGCUGGUCGCAGCGAAUCCGACAGAGCUUGUUAUUGGAAAUGUAAUGCGGCGGGUGAUGAAGAUAAUCCGUGAAGAGGAGGCGACACUAAGGGCUUCGGCAGUGGCAGGAGAAGAAAGUGGGAGAGGGGAGGAGGAUGAUCGGGCAGCAUCGGAAGGCGGGCGGCAACUUCAGCGAUCCCAACUAAAGGAAAAUGCAAUCGACGGCGUCAACGAGUUAAUGCAUGAGCUAAACGAGUCCUACUCGGAAAUUGCUCAGCGCGCAGCAGAACACAUUCAUCACAAUGAAGUAAUUCUGACAGUUGGAGGGUCUGAAAUGCUGUUCAAAUUCCUUCUCGAGGCAAAGAAGCAGCGGUCAUUUCAAGUCACCGUCGCUGAAGCAGACCCGAGGUAUGGUGGGCUUACUUUGGCAAAAGAGCUUUCGCAUGCAGGAGUGCAAACAACAGUCAUUACGGAUGCCGCUGUCUUCCCGAUGAUGGCACGCAGUAACAUGGUACUUAUUGGUGCCCAUGCAGUGAUGGCGAAUGGGGGUGUGAUUGCACCGGCGGGAUCGCAUGUUGCUGCUCUGGCAGCAAAACGCCAUGCUGUACCUUUUGUUGUCCUUGCUGCCAUCCAUCAGCUGUGUCCUGUGUAUUCGGACGCGCCUGACAUUGUGAGAAAUGAGGGAAGGCUUGCAUCUGAGAUGCUCAACUAUGGGGAAUUUUCAGACUGCAUGGAGUCCGAAGAUGGGGAGCCGCUUUUGCAAGUGCUGAAUCCGGCCUUCGAUUACAUUCCGCCUGAGCUUGUCAGCCUCCUUGUCACAGAUGGCACGUUCAGUUCAGUGAAUUUCGGUCCGGUCAUAGGACCGGGUUGUUGCCAAGUGAUUGAUGUCAUCCCGGUCGCUGUUGUUUUACGGAACGAUGUAAUCGCAGUGCAGCAGGAGACGUGUGCCACUGAGGGGGCAUACUCACAUUGGGCCGUCGUGAUCGCAGAAUCGCAAAAUCAGGUCCUUCUCGGUGCCGAUUUUGCGGCUCUGCGAUCAUAAGGGCCUAGUGUGAGUAUACCCCAACAAAUCUUGCGUUUCCUA